AUGGAGUUCUUUAAUAGUGGUCGAAUGCUGAAGAAUGCCAACCACACGGUUAUUUCUCUUAUUCCCAAGGUUAAGUCAGUUAAAACCAUGAAAGAUCUUCGGCUAAUCAGCCUUUGCAAUGUUUUCUACAAGAUUAUUGCUAAAUUGCUUACUUUAAGGCUCCAACCUUUGAUGGACUCUAUUGUGGGUUCGGAACAGAAUGCCUUCAUUAAAGGCCACCUGAUUUCGGACAAUGUUCUUAUCUGCCAUGAGAUCAUGCAUAGCCUUAAAUUAAAAAAACAUGGCAAGUCUGCCGGAAUGGCAAUCAAGCUAGAUGUGAGUAAAGCAUAUGAAUGCAUGGAGUGGUCUUUUUUACAGCAUAUGCUCUAUUGCUUUGGCUUUCAUGAGAAGUGGAUAUCCUGGAUCAUGCAAUGUGUCUCUUCAGUAACCUUCUCUCUUCAAGUUAAUGGCCAUCGCUUUGGGUAUCUAACUCCAACAAGAGGUAUUCGUCAGGGAGACCCCCUAUCCCCUUACCUCUUUCUCUUAGUAGCGGAAGGUUUUUCUCAUGCUUUAAACAAUUCGGCCAUUAGAGGGUUAUCUGCUUCUCGACAUGGCCCAUCUAUAUCACAUUUGUUGUUCGCAGAUGACUCCAUCUUAUUCACACAAGCAACUAUGGAGCAAGCAAAUAUAAUCCGAUCCAUUUUGCAUAACUAUUCAAGAGCAAGUGGGCAAUCAGUUAACUUGGCUAAAUCAACUAUCAUCUUCAGUCCCAAUACUUCUCCAAUCUUGAAGCAACAAAUUUGUUCUUCUCUGAAUAUUCAUAACUUGGAGGUCAAUGAUCGUUUUCUAGGUUUACCUGCUCAUUUUUACAGAUCAAAAACUCAAACAUUUGGUUACCUCAGAGAACGCAUUGAGAAGACAUGUGCGGGGUGGAAGGAAAAGCUUCUAUCCAAAGGCGGGAAAGAGGUGUUGAUCAAAGCACAAAAUGAAAGGAAGAUCCAUUGGGUUGCCUGGUCCAAACUCUGCGAGUCAAAGGGUGAAGGAGGUUUAGGUUUCAGAGAUAUGGAAAGCUUCAAUAGGGCCUUAAUUGCUAAACAAGGUUGGAGAAUUCUCUCUAAUCCUAACUCUCUUUUGGCUAGAGUCUUAAAAGGCAUUCGCUGGCAUGUCGGUAAUGGAGAGAACAUCUUCUGCAAAGAAGACAUAUGGGUUCCACUCCUUUUCCCAGACAAGCCACGUCUUAAAGAAGGACAUGCUACAGAUAUAACUCGGGUGGUUCAGCUUAUCAAUCCAUCUACCAAGCUUUGGGAUGCUACUAUCUUGUCUCAAAACUUUAAGCCAGCAGAUGUUGAGAAAAUUAAAGCCAUUCCUCUCAGUAUUUUUGCUCGGGAAGAUAGGUUGGUAUGGCACUUUGAGAAAAGCGGCAUUUAUUCAGUCAGGUCUGGUUAUUGGAAAGCUAAAGAUUUGAGUAGACGGGCAGCUAUAGAACCUAAUGGUAAUUCGAGUCCAAGUUCCUCAGCUCACAAUUCUUACUUCUGGAAGUCUCUUUGGAAGACUAAUGUUCCAAGUAAACUUCGGAUUUUCCUAUGGCUUUUUUGCUUGGAGCGGCUACCUUUUUGGUUUAAUUCUCCAUUGCAACUUCGUUCUUCUUAUCUUUUGAGCUCAACAAUGAUGGACAAAUGGACAGAAGUUUGUAAUGCUCUUUCCCAGGAAUCCGACUCAGAUAGUCUAAUACAACUUUUUGCCUUCCUUCUUUGGCAAAUAUGGAAAGAUAGGAAUGCUUUCACAUUCAAUAAUAUGUCUAAACCGGCUGAAGAGUCUGUUAGCUUGGCAAUCAAAAGUCGAGAUGAUUUUAGAGAAGCCACCUCCAACCAUCCUCUCCCCUCGCAUCAAUCAGAAAUGGAUCAACAGCUGUUAAUUCAUCAAUCUCAACUCUCUUGGCAACCCCCUCCUCUCGGUUUCGUAAAGCUUAACUUCGAUGCAGCUUGGGACAAGAAUUCGAAUUCAGGAGCCACUGCAGUUAUUGUUCGUGAUCCUUCUGGAAGUGUUAUUGACUGGUGCUGUCGUUCGUGGGUCUCUAUCUCAGACCCCUUACAAUUAGAGAGUAUUGCUUGUCGAGAAGCACUUCUUUUUGCCAAAAGUAGAGGAUUCUCUCACUCUAUUAUAGAAGGAGAUUCUCUUAUCACAGUUCAAGCCUGUAGGGGUAACCCAGCUCCCCUUAGUAUUCAAGAUAUUAUCUCUGACUCGUUAGAUAUCGCUAAAUUCUUUCAAUCUAUCUCUUUUUCUUGGGUACGUCGGACUCACAAUCAGGCUUCACAUCUCCUUUGUAAAAAGUUCAUCAGAGAUAGUUCGUUCAGAGUAAAUCCCUUGUAUUAG
Messenger RNA from Manihot esculenta (cassava), 2352 nucleotides. RefSeq lists its product as uncharacterized. The transcript is spliced from 4 exons. Lineage: Eukaryota; Viridiplantae; Streptophyta; Magnoliopsida; Malpighiales; Euphorbiaceae. The record is from RefSeq and is a predicted model, not a curated record. Bases 1 to 2352 code for a protein of 783 amino acids. Gene Ontology annotation, molecular function: RNA-DNA hybrid ribonuclease activity; nucleic acid binding.